Messenger RNA from Durio zibethinus, 2229 nucleotides. RefSeq names its product P-loop containing nucleoside triphosphate hydrolases superfamily protein. Gene Ontology annotation, molecular function: ATP hydrolysis activity; ATP binding. The record is from RefSeq and is a predicted model, not a curated record. Gene Ontology annotation, cellular component: GET complex. Gene Ontology annotation, biological process: tail-anchored membrane protein insertion into ER membrane. Lineage: Eukaryota; Viridiplantae; Streptophyta; Magnoliopsida; Malvales; Malvaceae.
UAUAAACCAUUUUCAUUUUAUGAACAAGAAGAAAAACCGUUUUCAUUCGUGUUUCGAUUCAACUUUCACUAAAAAGUACAUUUUUUGCAAGAACUAAAAUUUUCAAGAUUGUAAUUAUCUCCUCAGUCGUGAAUAUAGUCUCUAUCCCAUUAAAAUUUCAGUCAUAAAUUUAAUUGAAACAAUUGAACUGUAUUGUUAAUAUUUGGAAGUAAUGAGUUAUUUUUCUAAAGAAAAAAGAAAACUCUGGACUGCGCACACUUGUCCUUAGUUUGGACGGAAUUCCUGCGACUGACUUCACAAGCUCGAUUUGUACUCUUGAAUCCAAAAAUAAAAAAGAAAAGAGGAAAAGCCUCCCGACAAAUAAAUCCGGUUCUCUUCCUCGGUGACAAAAAGAAGAAAGCAAAAUCUUUUGUUAAAAAGAAUGGCAGACAAUCAAGAUUUACCUGAGGCAACUGUUCAAAACAUACUGGACCAAGAGAGCCUGAAGUGGGUUUUUGUUGGUGGCAAAGGAGGUGUGGGUAAGACCACUUGUAGUUCGAUUAUUUCGAUCCUCUUGGCUCGGGUCCGAUCCUCUGUCUUGAUUAUUUCCACGGAUCCUGCUCAUAAUCUCAGCGAUGCUUUUCAACAAAGAUUCACAAAGACUCCCACUUUGGUCAAUGGCUUCAACAAUUUAUACGCCAUGGAGGUGGAUCCUACUGUGGAAAAUGAAGAUGUGGCUGGGCCUGAAGGAAUGGAUAAUUUAUUUUCGGAGUUGGCAAAUGCAAUUCCAGGAAUUGAUGAGGCAAUGAGCUUUGCAGAGAUGCUUAAAUUGGUGCAAACAAUGGAUUAUUCUUGCAUUGUAUUUGAUACUGCCCCAACCGGACAUACACUUCGGCUUUUACAGUUUCCAGCUACCUUAGAGAAGGGACUUGCAAAAAUGGUGUCAUUGAAAAACAAAUUUGGCGGCUUAUUGAGUCAGAUGACCCGUCUUUUUGGGGUUGAUGAUGAAUUUGGGGAGGAUGCACUUUUGGGGAGGCUUGAAAGCAUGAAAGAGGUGAUUGAACAAGUUAAUAUGCAGUUCAAAGACCCAGACUUGACAACCUUUGUCUGUGUUUGCAUUCCAGAGUUCCUCUCUCUCUAUGAAACAGAGAGACUGGUCCAGGAACUCACCAAGUUUGAGAUAGAUACACAUAAUAUUAUCAUUAACCAAGUAAUUUUUGAUGAUGAAGAUUUUCAGUCCAAGUUAUUAAAAGCAAGAAUGCGGAUGCAACAAAAGUAUCUUGAUCAGUUUUACAUGUUAUAUGAUGACUUUUACAUCACUAAGCUGCCACUGCUGCCAGAAGAGGUUACCGGAGUUGAAGCUCUGAAAGCAUUUUCAAGUCAUUUUCUUUCUCCAUAUCAACCUUCCAUCACUAGAGGAACAGUAGAAGAACUAGAGCGAAAAGUAUCCACGUUAAAGCAACACUUAUCAGUCGCUGAAGCUGAACUCGAGAAACUUCUAAAAGGAAAUUAAACAGUCUGAUUACCGUCUAUGACUUCGGAUGGCCUUUUUCCACUUGGCCAUUCAUUCUGGCCGCAUAUGAUAUUAUUGUGCGGCAUCCUCUCUCAUUAGACCGAAAGAGAAUUUAGCGUCUAUUUUGUUGCUGCAUGAUGUUGCAUAGCAUGAUUUAUUUUAGAAAAUUUUUUUACUUUCGCAAUUGACCUGCAUAAGCUGUUGCCAUAUUAAUGUUAUGAAGGCGUUCUUUUACCUUUUUUUUUAACGAGUGGCAUCACUAAGCUUUUGACCAUGGACAAUUUCUGUUAUCAUAAUAAAUUUUCCUAUUUCCAUUUCCCUUUUGCAUGGCAGUGGGGAACAAAUUUGAUAUGCUUACAAGUAAUAGAUUAUGUGUACAGAUUCUUCUUGAACAUCCUCUGUUGUGAUUGAGUUUAUUUCCUUGGUAACUGACUACUGAGAUUGCUGUUGAUGGCCCCUCACAAGCCACCAAAUUACAAGUCAGUGAAAAGAUCCAUCGUGGAUAGAAAAAAAUUGACAAAAUAUCAAGGUUUAAUAGUAGCCUGCACGUUGGCCGAGUUGGUCUAAGGUGCCAGAGUAAGAUUCUAGUCUGAAUCCCAUACGAGGAAUCCUGAGCAGUGAGCACUUAAUAAACGAACUCUGAAUACAAUGAAAUUAAAGAUUUGGUUUUAAUACUUCAACACCUGGCAUAGAAUUCCUAUCAAUAAAGUUCAUAUUUCGUUUUUUCUCUUGAAAUG